UCUUUCGGUUUUGUUCUUCGACUGCGCGCCGGUGAGAUGGAGUGCUCCGCUGCCUUCCGAUGGGCGUGUCUUCUGCUGCUGGCCACGUCUACUUCCUCCCUGUUCCUGUCCCAUGAGAAUGCCUCCUUGACAACAGCUGACGAAGGGGUUGUCGAGGCGCUGAACAAAGUCGUUGAGGUCCUUGCGAACCACGAGAGACACAUGGCCUUGUACGAGCGCGUGGCCCUCCUUGAGCACGACCUUAGCCAGCGGCGAGAGAGCGAGGCCAGGCUGGAGGCCGAGGUACUUCAGCUCAAGUCGAGGGUCCCUGCUCUCGAGGAGGAGAUCGGCACCAUCCCCAAGAUGCGGAAGGACCUGGCUGACUUCGAGGCCAAGAUUGAGAAGCUGGUGCACGACUACGAGGCCAAGCUGUCGACGCUCGCCUCCGAGGUGAUCAGGCUGAAGAAGAGCGGCGCGCGAAGGAAGAACCUGGAGACGCUCAGCGACCAGAGCGACGACGUCCUCCUGCGGACCGAAGGUCCGAUGUGCCCUGAAGUUGGCCGAGGCUUGUCCGCCGAGAAAGUGGGCGGCCAGUGCCUCUACUUCUCCUGGGAAUCGGCACUGAACUGGACGUCGGCCCACAGCCAGUGCCAGGUUCUCCGGGGAGAUCUGGCAGCGCCUCAGGACUUGCUGCCUCUGAAAAAUUUCCUGCAUCGAUCAUUUACGCGAGGCCCUUCCAUAUGGCUGGGCGCCUCGUACGACCUCGCUGACGAGCAAAACGACGACAAUGUGACGUUAUCAAACGCAGCCUUGCAGGACCUUGCGGCCAACCUCACCGGGUUUCCAGACUUUUCCAGCAAUCUCCUUGAGGAAGAAGACGACGAUGGCGUGGGAAUAAGGCUGCAGCAGGACGAGGCAGGAAGCAUCAGGGUGUUGAUGGAGGCGCGCGGUAUCAUGCCUCGCUCGCACCCAUUCCUGGACAAGAGUGACGAUAGCGAAGAAGGCGGAAGAGCAGGCUUUCCCGGCGGUUUAAGGGCUGCGAGACUUGGCGGGAGUCCCUCGGUUGUAGAUGUUAUCCUCUUGCCUGAAAAUGAGGACGAAGAAGAGGAAGAGGAGGAGGUCGCUGCUGUCGCCAACGCACUCGCCAUCGACGAGCACGGAGAACAAGCCGGAGAAGGAAACUCGAGUUCGUUCAGCGCGGACACCCUGAGGAGCGUCUCCGGCGAGAGCGGCGAAGACGAUGAGCACCGAGCGGGGAUCGCGAGGGACGAGAGGGCAGCGCUCGCCGUCAACUUCGCCAGCCAAGGUCAUCGAGAGGACUCAGGUUCCUCCGCCAAGCGAGAAGGCAAAGCCAGAAUGAAGUGCAUGCUGCUGCAGCAAAAGCCGUCUCUCGAAUACGAGUUGGUCGGGAGGCCAUGCAGCGAGCGUCACCGAUUCGCCUGCGCAAUCGAGUCCAUUGAUGAAAACAUUGACAAAUUUACGCCUGAUGAUCUCCCAAACUCCUAGAAUACGAAACAAGUCGGAGUGGUGAAUGAAAAUAACUCUGCAUUUACCCUUGCAGGGAUACACAUACAUUAUUUCUGAGCUUGAAGUAGUAUAGCAUAUAAACUAUCGCUGAUAGGAAUAUCUUAACAUUACUUGACAGUAAUAUAGUGAUGGGACACUUACCAGGGCACCUUAUCAUAAAGUUGAACUAAAGGACUGCCUGCUAACUUGUCCUGAA
This is a messenger RNA of Penaeus vannamei (Pacific white shrimp), 1702 nucleotides long. RefSeq lists its product as uncharacterized. Lineage: Eukaryota; Metazoa; Arthropoda; Malacostraca; Decapoda; Penaeidae. The record is from RefSeq and is a predicted model, not a curated record.